This is a messenger RNA of Branchiostoma belcheri (Belcher's lancelet), 1253 nucleotides long. Its product is annotated as sodium channel modifier 1-like. Lineage: Eukaryota; Metazoa; Chordata; Leptocardii; Amphioxiformes; Branchiostomatidae. Gene Ontology annotation, cellular component: nucleus. The transcript is spliced from 7 exons. The record is from RefSeq and is a predicted model, not a curated record. The coding region runs from base 129 to 1031 and encodes 300 amino acids. Gene Ontology annotation, biological process: RNA splicing.
ACUUCCGGGUUUGCCAGGUCAAAAUAGAAAUUUCAAAAUUAUACUGGGUACAAAUAUUGUUGUUUAUUUGAUCUUAGGGAAUUGCGAAGGAGUUUUGAGGGUUUUAGAUAUUUUUGAAGGAUGCGAAGAUGUCGUUCAAGCGAGAAGGAGACGAUAGGAGUCAACUGAACUGCCUUAAGAAAAGAAGGGUGACAGAGCUCCUAGCUGAAGACAUCCCAGACGAUGAAGCUUUGCUGAUGAAAAAUGGAAGGUUGGCCUGUCUGGUUUGCAGCCACAAACCUGUGUUUGACACAGUCGACAUGCUGACAGUUCACAGAGGGGGCAGGAAACAUCUCAACAACCAGCAGAAGUUUUACUCCAAGAAACAGGAGCUCGCAGACCUCAUCCUAAAGAGGAAACAGGAACAAUUUCUAUCAGCACAAGACCAGGAGGACCCUGCACCCCUUCUCACCCAGACUCGGCAGAUUACCCAGCAUGCCUUGCUGACAGCGGCUACACCGUACAACCCCUGCGUAAAACAAGGCAGGAAGAAAGAGGAGGAACAGCCAAAGGGAAAGGAGACUCCUUUCUUCCAAAAAAGGCAAGAAUCUAGUGAGGAACGUUUUGUUGUGCAGCCUUACAAGUCAAAAAGAGAACCAGUGGCACCAAAACAAAACAACAGCCAAACUCCAACAUCUUCUUCAAACUCUGAUAGUCAAUCCAAUUUUCAAAACAAGACUUCUACCAGAAAUUUGCCCGCCUUACAAAAAGUUACGACUCUCCAGAAAGAGACAGCAAAAUCAACGGACCAUACAAAGUCUUGGAAGGAUGUUCAGCAGCAAGGGACUCCUAAAGUAGUGCUUGGGAAAAAACAGAAACCAGUUAAAGAAGAAAGGAAGCCUGAGUUAUCAGAAGAAAGACGAAAGGAAAUUGCACAUCAUCUGAAACUAACAAGCUCUGGUUGGAAGAGAGACCGUGGUGGACAGUGGGUGAAGGAUGAAGAUGUAGAAUUUGACUCUGAUGAGGAAGAACCUCCCCCUCCCCCUUUGUGACCUUGGGUGAAGGUCACACAUCAAAUAACUUGUAUAAUAAACAAAGCUAAUAAGUUACAGAAGCAAUCAGUUCCCUUUAGCUAGAUAAUUUUAUUCACAGCUCCCUUGUAAGCAAUGCCAAAAAUAAACAAAUACAUUUCGCUUAAUUUCCCUCAACGUAUUGUCUUGCCACAUGAUUGUCUUUCUUAAGAUUGUCUUUAACUACGACAUGUAGUAUAAGGC